Messenger RNA from Cephus cinctus (wheat stem sawfly), 1098 nucleotides. RefSeq lists its product as uncharacterized. NCBI's taxonomy places the organism in Eukaryota, Metazoa, Arthropoda, Insecta, Hymenoptera, Cephidae. The transcript is spliced from 2 exons. The record is from RefSeq and is a predicted model, not a curated record. The coding region runs from base 1 to 1098 and encodes 365 amino acids.
AUGAAACGAAGAAUGUACCACCAUGUCCACGCCAAGAGCAAUAAAGAGGAUAUCAGCAGACACAACAAAGAAAUCAGUAAUACAAUUAAUGUCACAGAGCCCUCUCAUAUCAUUGAAACAUCUCCCAACGCUGCUGAAAUUGAGUGUUCUAUAGCCCCAUUCCUAGUUGACAAAGCAGAACGUUUAUUUGCUCCCAAUAUGAGCAACGAUGUUUGUGAAGCUCAAACUCAGGCGUAUAUUCCGGAGAACCCAGCCAAAAUGGAAUUCGCCGAAAAAAAGAAAAUUGAUAAGUAUUGCGGUGUUCAUAUCGUUAAAGUUGACAGAACGGUUGGUCCUAAUAAUCCCAGCUCCAUCGCAUACACAAAAGGAUUUCAAGGCAUAUCAUCUGUAAGAAACGAUCAAGAAAUACUCGAUCUUGGCGGCGUCAUGUUGUUCACUUUUAAGUUGUUGCUGAAAGCACUAUCGGACAGUAAAGUCAUGAAAAUUUCUAAAGAAAAUCGACUGUUUAUAUUUUUAACAAAAAUAAAAACCGGAUUGUCCUUUGCCGCAAUAAGUGUGCUAUUUCAUAUUCACCGAACAACCGCUUCUCGAAUCUUCGUAAUACUUUUACAGUCGUUAAGAGUUGCUUGCCACCAAUUUAUUCUAUGGCCAUGUCGAGAUAUAGUGCAAAAUACUAUGCCCGAAGCAUUUAAGCAAUCGUAUCGAGACUGCAGAGUGAUAAUUGAUUGCACAGAAAUUAAAUUGGAACAGCCCAGUUCAGUUAAGAAUCGAGUACUCAUAUAUUCCAACUAUAAGAAAGGCUUUACUUCAAAAGUUCUCGUUAGUUGCACCCCUGAAAGCCUCAUUUCAUUUAUCGCUAAAUGUUACGGCGGGCGAACAAGUGACUGUCAGAUCACUACUGAUUCUGAAAUACUAGAUUUACUUGAACCCGGUGACGUUGUGCUUCUGGAUAAGGGUUUUCCUAGAAUUCAGACAGUACUUGAUGAACAUGGAAAAGGAGCUCUUAUCGUGAUGCUUCCGUUUUUAUGCGAUUCUGAGAUAGAAAGACCGUAUUCAGAACUCCCUUUUAAAGUCACUAACAGAGUCGCUUUUAGUUAA